GACACAACCUUAUAAUAAAUUCGUCUUGGCUACAAUCGUGUUAAUUGUGUCUAGACUCGAUCAACGACUGAUGCUUUGUUUACAAACCUGAAAAUACAACAUCUCCAAGCAGUUGAAGAAAAUAAAUUAAAAUUUAAAGAUUGCGCAUAAGGAGUGUAAGAAUAAAUGUAACAACAAUAUAAUGAUGGUAUACCCUGAUGAGCCCUUUUGGGCAUUACCAACUGUACCAGGAUUAUAUGAUGACAAUGAUUAUCGAGUAAAUGUUGUUGAAGCUUUACAGGAAUUCUGGCAAAUAAAACUGGCACGUGGAGCUGAUUUAAAAAAUGGAGCUCUUGUUAUAUACGAAUCCGUUCCCUCAAACAGUCAACCAUAUGUUUGUUAUGUAACUUUACCAGGUGGAAGCUGUUUUGGAAGUUUUCAGAAUUGCCCAACAAAGGCCGAAGCUAGAAGAAGCUCCGCAAAAAUUGCCUUAAUGAACUCAGUAUUUAAUGAGCAUCCUUCACGAAGAAUAACCGACGAAUUUAUUGAAAAGGCAGUGCAAGAUGCAUGGACCUCAUUUAAAGGAAACUUAAAGGAAAAUGAUGCACCUGACACUGGUAUUGGAGCAUUUCGAUUUAUGCUAGAAUCCAAUAAGGGUCGUACCAUGUUGGAGUUUCAGGAGCUCAUGACAGUUUUUCAACUUCUUCACUGGAAUGGUUCACUUAAAGCUAUGCGAGAACGACAGUGCUCACGUCAGGAAGUAGUAGCUCAUUAUUCCAAUAGAAGUCUUGACGAUGAUAUGCGUGCCCAAAUGGCAUUGGAUUGGAUUGCUCGAGAGCAAGAGAAUCCUGGCGCUCUAGGGCAUGAACUAGCUCAAGCAGAACGGGAGUUAGAUACAGCUAGGCUAGCGGGACGUGAAUUAAGAUUUCCAAAAGAAAAAAAGGACAUUUUAUUAUUGGCCCACAAUCAGUUGGGUGGAAACGUUAAUAUAAAUAAUACUGGAUUGAAUUGCUAAGUUGAACAACAUUUACAGUACUCUACAUAUUUUUUUAAAUCAAUCAAUAAUGAUUAUACUUAUAAGCUGCUGCGAUAGCAAAUUACAAGUUUGGACAUUAAAUAAACAUAAAAUUUCUUGAUUAAAAA
Molecule: messenger RNA, 1122 nt
Organism: Calliphora vicina (urban bluebottle blowfly)
Lineage: Eukaryota; Metazoa; Arthropoda; Insecta; Diptera; Calliphoridae
Gene: lft
Product: lowfat
Exons: 5
Coding region: 182-994 (270 amino acids)
Biological process (GO): autophagosome maturation
Cellular component (GO): cytoplasm
Source: RefSeq, a predicted model, not a curated record